AUGUCCAAAAAGAGACCGUUAGAGGAGAUUUCGCAGAACACAAUGUGCUCUCCUCCAAAGAGGCGAUCUUCGCUUGGAUUUGAAAUGGCCAGCAUACCAACAACAACAACAACACCACCACCUGCAACGACAAAUGAACCUAAUAGAAACUCAAAACUUCCUCAGCCUUCCACUACAAAAAACUCCAGCACUGAGUUGACCAAUGAGAACGACUUCCAAAGCAGGAUAUUAUCGAUACAAGAACGGUUAUCGAAAAAACCACCGAGGACCACAUCAGCUGCAUUUGAGUAUGGGAAUUCCAGUUCUACACCAUCUUCAUGUGGAUUGAAUGAGCUACAAGAGUCUCUUUCUUCACUUCAUCAAGAGUGUCGAGACAAGCAUCGCAAAUUGGAGCAUCUUACUGAAGAAUUGAGUCGGUUGCGCAGGAUACAUCGCAAUUACCAACAAAAGGUUGAAACUACCACGAGUGAAAUUGACAAUGCUUGUGCAUGGUUGGAGUAUAUGGAGGAGGAGAUUGUCAAGUAUGUGGCGAAUGAGGAGAAGUUGAUUGAGAUCAAGUUGGAUGAGAAUAGGAUGAAGUUGGAAAAUCAGUUUACUGAGAUUGAGUUUGAGAUGGCGAAUGAGGUGCAGGAGGUGAGGAAUUUUGAUUAUAAUGAGUUGGUUGAUAAGAUUGAUGAGUUGAAGUGUGCUGAGGUGGAUUUGAAGGAGGAGAUUAGGGUGCUUCUGUUCGAUCAUGAGGGGCGGUAUAAUGAAGAGGUUGACAAAUUGAGACAAGAGUUUGAAAUUAAGACAAGAGAAAUACGGCAACUUGAAGAUGAAUCUACUGCGAAACUAAAUAAGAUGAAGGAGGAGCUCGACAAGACUUCCAAAGAAUACCAAUCUCAAUUGUCUGUACUUGAAGUACAUGUGCAGCGAGUGGACAAGUUGAAAUCCGAGAUCACCAAUAUUGAAGAGACAAUGAAUAAUUAUACCCACCUCAGAAGAGAAGCAGAAGUAGAACUAUCACAACUCAAGCAAACAUUGAUGGAGAAAACGUCACGCGACAAAUUGGAGCAAAUGGAAUUUGACACUGUUCAGCUCGAAUAUAGCAACUUGCGUGACAAGAUAUCCAAUCAUGAUGAGCAUCGACGGAUUUUGGAGAAUUCGAUAAUGGAGUAUCGGGGGAAAAUGAGAGUAUAUGCAAUCACAAAUGACCUCGAGCACAAGAUCAUUUUCAACAAAGUAUUCGCAAGUGAUGCGCCCGCCAGCUUCAUCAUUGAUGAGUUUUCUCAUCUUGUGAAAAGUCUAACUCGAGGCAAUAACGUUGGUAUAAUUAGUCAACAUCUACGGGGGAGUACCAUAAUUUUGCAAACUAUUCAACAACUAGAAUCCUAUCGAGCCCAAUCGACAUCAUGGCAAUUUGAAUUCAAUUAUCAGGCAAUGUCAUGCAACUCAUGCGUUGAUUUAUUGAAUAACUCGUUGCCAUUUGCUCAAUCAAACUUGUUUGAAAGUCAAAAGAUGCGCAUCGAUGAUCCUCAGCAAGUGAGCAGUAUCAUAAAUGGGUUUAACACAAACAAGACUGAUGUUGUUGUCCAUGUGAUCACCGUGAAUGGAAUCAAGAAAAACAAGGGUUUUGAGAGUCGGUUGGUUGUGAUUGAUGUUACAGACGUUGGUUGCGAGGAACAAAUGACGAUUUUGCUGAAAUUGAUACGGAAUGAUAAAGUCACCUACUUGGACAGAGUGCUUGAUUGGGUUUCGAGCAAGAGUGCACCUUUAGUCAUUUCAAAAGUUACCGAUUCAAGUACAUUGAGUGUACUAAAAACAAUCAAUUCGACUGCUGUUAAUUGCAAAAAAGCAGUGCAUACAAUGUAA
Messenger RNA from Lodderomyces theae, 1851 nucleotides. RefSeq names its product Uso5p (gene USO5). NCBI's taxonomy places the organism in Eukaryota, Fungi, Ascomycota, Pichiomycetes, Serinales, Debaryomycetaceae. The coding region runs from base 1 to 1851 and encodes 616 amino acids. The transcript has a single exon. The record is from RefSeq and is a predicted model, not a curated record.